AUGUCAGAAAAGCUAGCUGGUUAUUCAGAAAAGUUAUUGUGUCCAUGCAAAGUUUGUCGAAACUUAAGUGACCAAUGUAUUAACAUUUUGUAUGAACACUUAGUCAUUUAUGGGAUUGAUCCAACAUACAAAAUCUGGUUUCAUCAUGGGGAAGAAUUAUCAAGAGAUGAUGAUGUAGAGACAAUGGAAACAUUUGAUUCUUACAACUUGUUUAGGGCUACAAAUAUUGAUGGUUGUGAUUUUGAAAGUCAUUUAGAAGGUCAUGAUAACACUUUUAUGGAAAAAAUAGAAGAUGCAGACACUCCAUUAUAUCCACAAUGCACUAAAUAUACUAAGUUAUCGUCAAUUGUUGCAUUGUAUAAGGUUAAAACUACCAAUGGAUGGUCUGACAAAAGUUUUGAUGAAUUGUUAAGACUUUUGAAUGAUAUGUUUCCUUUAGAUAAUAUGAUCCCCAAGUCUAUGUAUGAGGUUCGAAAAUUUCUUCGAUUAUUUUAUUUAGGAUAUGAAAAGAUUCAUGUGUGUGUUAAUGAUUGCUGUUUGUUUAGAAAAGAUAAAGAAAACUUGCAAGAAUGUCCAACAUGUGGAACUUCACGUUGGAUGUCAGAUAAGCUGACUAAAAAGGUUCGACAUGGUGUCCCAGCAAAAGUUUUGAGGUACUUUCCUAUAAUCCCUAGGUUGAAACGGAUGUUCAUGUCUAAAAGAAUUUCAAAGGAAUUAAGAUGGCAUCACAACAAUAAAAGUUGCGAUGGAAAAGUGCGUCACCCAGUGGAUUCAGCAGCAUGGGAGCUAGUCAAUGAUAAAUGGCCAUCAUUUUCAAAUGAAGAGAGAAAUAUUAGACUUGGCCUUUCCACAGAUGGAUUUAACCCAUUUAGUGAUUUAAGUUCUAAGUAUAGUGUUUGGUCUGUUUUGUUGCCUGGGAAUGAUAUUGAUAUAUACUUAGAACCCCUCGUAGAGGACUUGAAAUUAUUAUGGAAUGAGGGUGUUGAUGCUCAUGAUGCAUUGGACAAUACAAAUUUCAAGUUGCGGGCUAUUUUGAUGUGGACAAUCCAAGAUUUUCCAGCAUACGGGAACCUUGCUAGUUGUAAAAAUAAGGGAUGUUUUAGUUGUCCCCUAUGUGGUUAUGGUACUCAUUCAGAGUGGCUAAAACAUAGUGGGAAGUUUUCAUAUCGAGGUCAUCAGAAAUUUCUUAAAGAAGACCAUCCAUUUCGGAGUAAAAGAAGUUGGUUUGAUGGAGAAGUUGAGCAUGGAAAUCCCCCAAGAAUCAUGAAUGGGACUACAAUUGCUGAACACCUUAAAGAUUUUGUGAAUGAAUUGUAUGUUUGUCACAAUUUGGAUGUGAUGCACAGAGAGAAAAAUGUUUGUGAAAGCAUAUGUAAUACAUUGCUAGAUGUUGUUGGAAAAAGUAAAGAUGGACUAAAAGCUCGCUUGGAUUUGCAACAUAUGGGUAUUAGGAGUGCAUUACACCCACAAGAGAAGGGGACUAGAACCUAUCUUCCUGCAGCUUUACACACACUAUCAAAGCUUGAGAAAGAAUUAUUUUGUAAAAGGUUGUUCUCAUUGAAAGUACCUGAUGGAUAUAGUUCAAAUAUUCGAAAUUGUGUUUCAAUGGAACAAUGCAAGCUCAUGGGCCUUAAGUCACACGAUUGCCACAUUUUGAUGCAACAAUUACUACCGGUGGCUAUAAAAGGAUUGAUGCCAUUGGGUCCAAGAGAUGCUAUAAUAAGAUUAUGCACGUUCUUUAAUCGAAUAUGUCAACGUGUUCUUGAUAGAGAAAGCAUAAUGACAUUAGAAAAUGAUGUUAUUGAAACUUUAUGCUUACUAGAGAGAUUCUUUCCACCAUCAUUUUUUGAUGUCAUGAUUCACUUAGUGGUUCAUAUCGGACGAGAAGCACGACUAUUUUAUGUGAACAUUCUAUUAAUGAUGAGAAAUUGUGUGAUUAAUAGACGCAUGAAGAUAUUGAAAGAUUAUGUCAGAAAUCGAGCAAGGCUAGAAGGUUGUAUUGCAGAGUGUUAUCUUGCAGAUGAGUGUGUGAGCUUUUGUAAUGAAUUCACAGACCAUUCAAUUGAACUAAACACAAAAGAAGGUCGAAAUGAAGAGUGGUCAAAUGAUGUGAUACUUGAAGGUCGUCCAAUUUCUAGGAGGAAAGAAAUUAUAUUGACAGAUGAGUUGUUAGAAAUUGCACAUCGAUACAUUCUGUUAAAUACAUAUGUUGUGGAGCCUUUUCUAGAGUAA
Molecule: messenger RNA, 2232 nt
Organism: Humulus lupulus (European hop)
Lineage: Eukaryota; Viridiplantae; Streptophyta; Magnoliopsida; Rosales; Cannabaceae
Exons: 4
Coding region: 1-2232 (743 amino acids)
Source: RefSeq, a predicted model, not a curated record